AUGCGCAUCGACAUCGACAACGGAAAAUACAUAGCAACUCGCUACCCACCAUACUUCUCGAAUCCACACAAAAGAGACGAAAACAUCUCUCCACUCGACAACUCGCCAUCACCACCUGAGCUAUCAUUUUGGAACAUCAUCACCAUUCCCCAACGUCAGCGCUACUACGACCAAGUAGAAGCAACCCUUAAUAACAUCCUGAACGAGCAAUCUCAAGCAUCCACUUUCACCAAAACUCUAACAUCAACUUCAACUUCAACUUCAACUUCAACCACCCUCUCACCAGAUGCAGAGCUCUCCGUCCUACUAGCCCACUACAAAGUAGACUACCACAUCCAUCAACACUACCUCUCCUACCGAGUACCAAUAACCCUCUGCCGCGAUGCACACGACCUCCACUCCCUCCGAAAAUGGAACUGGAAAAUGGCCGAGAUAGACGCCGUUAUCCACUCCGAAUCAAAACCCGAACCAGGAUCCGAACCCAAUUCUUCCAACUCAAAUACUCGAGAAUGGCCCGUUGGCUGUCGAAAACUCGGCUGGCCAGAUGAUGAAACACUAAAAAUGGUUCAUCAGACGCUACUUUGGAAGAGAGCGUGGAGGGGACGACAGAAAAAGCUAGAGGAGGUUCGGGCACGGUGGGUGGUUAUUAUGGAGGAGAGGAGGAGGGAAAGGGAGCUUUUGUUUGCGAGACAGGCUGAGUUGUUGGUUAAGGAGGCUUCGGCUUCGGCUUCGACGUUUACUGUGAAGGUUUAUUGUCGGGGGGAGUUGAGGGAUGUUAGAGAGUUGAAGAGGAUGGCGUAUUCUGAGCCCGGGUUGAGGGUUAAGAGGGCUGCACAAAGUUUUGGCGUUUAG
This is a messenger RNA of Penicillium angulare, 852 nucleotides long. RefSeq lists its product as uncharacterized. The transcript has a single exon. The record is from RefSeq and is a predicted model, not a curated record. The coding region runs from base 1 to 852 and encodes 283 amino acids. Lineage: Eukaryota; Fungi; Ascomycota; Eurotiomycetes; Eurotiales; Aspergillaceae.